AUGGCUGCAGGCAUGGGCUUCAUGGGCUUCGCGCUCAGCGCGUUGUUUGUCAUCGUAGCUUCAGGAUUGAAGCGCAAGGAACCGCACUCCAGUGAGGAGAUGGAGCUAAGGCAGGGCAUGCCUUCACCAAUGAACCUUAACGAUACGGAGUUGAGUGUGCAGAUGGAUCUAGACGAGGGAAAGGCCUUACAGGCCACCUUGGAAAAGUACGCUGCAACUUUGCCUGAGGGUGCCACCAAGGACCUUCUACGUAGCUUCCGAGUCUGUGGGGCUUGCCAGAACUUUCAACGCUUUGGCGAGCCGAAUGAUGGUGGCUAUCUCAUGUGCAUGGACCACAUGUACGGCGUAACGGCUGCAUACUCCAUGGGCGUAGAACAUCAUGACAAAUGGUCUGGCGAUGUGGCUGCUACAUGGCACGUCCCCGUGUAUCAGAUGGAUUGCACCGUGAAGGAGGCGGCUCAGGUGUGCCCAGGCUGCCAUUUCUUCCGCAGCUGCCUUUCCGCGCCCGGCGGCCCGAAGCCUGCAUGGACCUUGGCCGAGACCUUGCAGCACACGGGCCAGGGAGCAGCAGGCGAUAGGACCCUUUUUGGCAAGAUUGACAUUGAGGGCUCUGAGUGGGGUGCUCUCGCGGCCGCCGAUGUCUCAGUGCUUAGGCGCUUCCGACAGCUCGUCAUCGAAUUCCACAGGCUGAAUGAGGGCUUUCAUCACGCUAGCUACCUGAAGGCCAUGAAAAAGUUGGAGAUGGCGGGCUUGCGGGUGGUCCACAUACAUGGCAACAAUAACGGGCCUAUGUACAGCGCUGGGGAGUACCAGAUCCCUGUAGUGAUUGAGGCCACUUUCGACUCCAGCGCCCAGCCUCUGGCCGAAUGCCUUCCUGACCAGAAGAUGCGUGCGCUUGACAGCCCUAACAACGCUGUUGGGACAGAGCUUCCGCCGGCCCACCUCCCCAACUUCUGA
Molecule: messenger RNA, 957 nt
Organism: Symbiodinium pilosum
Lineage: Eukaryota; Dinophyceae; Suessiales; Symbiodiniaceae
Source: the annotation of a GenBank genome assembly